AUGCCUGUCAUGAAAGGAUUGCUUGCGCCUCAGAACACCUUUUUGGAUACAAUUGCUACACGAUUCGACGGAACUCACAGCAACUUUGUUCUGGGAAAUGCUCAGGUUCUGAACCUGUAUCCAAUAGUGUACUGCUCUGAUGGAUUCUGUGAACUGACUGGCUAUGCCCGAGCUGAGCUCAUGCAGAAGAGCUGUGCUUGUAAGUUCCUCUAUGGAGUAGAAACAAAUGAAGUCAUGAAAAUCCAGAUCCAGAAAGCACUGGAUGAGAAGCGCGAGUUCAAGACUGAACUUAUCUUCUAUAAGAAAAGUGGUGCAUCCUUUUGGUGUCUGCUAGAUAUUGUUCCAAUUAAGAAUGAAAAGGGAGAGGUUGUGCUCUUUCUGGCAUCACAUAAGGACAUUACUGAUAGCAAGAACAACUUGUCACCGGAUAGUACACAUGGUCCAGAUGACUUGGAAAUCUCCAAAAACACAAGGCCACCAGGGUUCAACGCUAACAGAAGAAGGAGCCGAGCUGUGUUGUACCAUCUGUCAGGACACUUGCAGAAACAAGACAAGAGCAAGCUGAAGCUAAAUAAUAAUGUAUUUGGAGAGAAACCAGCACUCCCAGAAUAUAAAGUUGCAGCUAUUCAGAAAUCCAGGUUUAUUCUGCUCCAUUAUGGCACUUUCAAAGCCGGAUGGGACUGGUUGAUCCUCUUGGCAACAUUUUAUGUUGCAGUGACUGUUCCAUACAACGUCUGCUUCAGUGUCAGCAGAGAUGACCAUUCUGCUGCUUCAAGAAACCCACCCAGUGUGAGUGACAUCUUUGUGGAGAUCCUCUUCAUGCUUGACAUAAUGCUGAAUUUUCGGACUACAUACGUCAGCAAGUCUGGGCAGGUUGUCUAUGAUCCUCGGUCAAUUUGUGUGCAUUAUGCAACAACCUGGUUCUUCGUGGAUCUUAUAGCUGCACUUCCUUUUGAUCUCCUCUACGCAUUCAAUAUCAAUGUGUAUUUUGGUGUUCACCUGCUCAAAACCGUGCGUUUACUGCGUCUGCUGCGGCUGCUUCAGAAACUGGACCGUUACUCCCAGUACAGUGCCGUGGUGCUCACCCUUCUCAUGUCCAUGUUUGCUCUGAUCGCGCACUGGAUGGCCUGCAUCUGGUACUUCAUUGGGCAGAAGGAAAUUGAAGUCAAUGAUCUGUCUACCUGGGAAAUUGGUUGGCUUCAUGAAUUGGCAAAGCGUUUGGGAACUCCGUAUGUAUCUGUUUCUUCAUUGAGUGCCUCCACCACCACGAACUCCACAAUUCAGGCCACCUCCAUUAACACCAGCUCUGGAGGUAACAGUUCCAGUCUUGAACUGCUCGGAGGUCCCUCGAUCCGAAGCUCCUACAUCACUUCACUCUACUUUGCACUCAGCAGCCUAACCAGUGUGGGCUUUGGGAACGUGUCAGCUAACACAGAUGCUGAGAAAAUCUUUUCCAUUUGCACCAUGCUGAUAGGAGCUCUCAUGCAUGCAGUGGUAUUUGGAAAUGUGACUGCAAUAAUCCAGAGAAUGUAUUCCCGACGUUCCUUGUACCACACCAGGACUAAAGAUUUGAAGGACUUCAUACGUGUUCAUCGACUCCCUAAGCAGCUGAAACAGCGAAUGCUCGAAUGUUUCCAAACCACAUGGUCUGUGAAUAGUGGUAUUGAUGCCAAUGAGCUUCUGAAAGAUUUCCCUGAUGAACUGCGAGCAGACAUUGCAAUGCAUCUGAACAAAGAAAUCCUUCAGCUGCCUAUAUUUGAAUCAGCUAGCCGUGGGUGCCUUCGAUCCCUCUCCCUGAGCAUCAAAACCUCUUUCUGUGCUCCUGGGGAGUACCUCAUCCGCCAGGGUGAUGCCCUGCAGGCCAUCUACUUUGUCUGUUCUGGUUCCAUGGAGGUCCUGAAGGACAACACCGUCCUGGCUAUUCUAGGAAAAGGCGACUUGAUUGGCUCUGACUUUUUGGCAAAGGACCAGGUAAUUAAGACUAAUGCCAACGUAAAGGCUCUGACCUACUGUGACCUGCAGUACAUUAUUCUGAAGGGUUUGCGGGAAGUACUGGAGCUGUAUCCAGAAUAUGCACAGAAAUUCAUUGAAGAUAUUCAACAUGACCUGACCUACAACCUGCGAGAAGGGAGUGAAGCUGACUUGGAAUAUGCACGCAAUGGUGGCCUUAUCCAAAAGCUGCCCUCUAUCCUGGAGGAUGAAGAACUUGAAGAAGAUGAAAACACACCUUUGGCUCCCAAUGCAAACAGUACAACAGGAAUAACACCACCAAUCAAGGUGUUUUGUUCACCAAGCAGAUGUUCACUGGCCGAAAAAAAAUUAUCUAAGCCAGCUGCCCCACCAAAUAACAGCAAUAAGGAUACUAGCAAAAGCAGACUUCCAAAUAACAAUGGGAGCAAGCCAUCCACACUACAAAUCCCUCCUUUAAACUGUUCUGCUCCCUCCAACCUGAGCUCAAGGUUUGUGGAUGGAAUUGAAACUGACAACAGUGCACCAGCUAGGCAGAAAUUUGAAUUCAAUGCAAAGCAACUAAAUGAAGACAACAAUUAUUCUCAGUUAAGCUCAGGGGAGACUGAAGAGACCAAGCAACAUAUCUGUAAACUUAACCAAGAGAUGUUGCACCUUUCUCAUCAAGUCACUCAGCUGAGCAGAGACCUGCAGGAUAUGAUGCAGCUUCUGAAACCAUUGUUGCCCUGUCACAAGUACGAUCUUGCCUCUCCAGAGGUUGCAAUGAACCUCAGUCCCUCAGCUGCCAACAGCAUCAUGAGGCCACAGGCUCCCUCCAUGGCUCUGACUUGCCCUACAUUGCUGAGGCCUGACUUGCAACAUCGAUGCUCAUGGCCUGAUAGCAACCUUGACCCACCCAGGUCAUCAGCGUCGAACUUGACCAGUCUCUCCGUGAAGUUACACACUGUUCAUGCCUCAUUGUCACUCAACUCCCUAAUGGAUUCAUCCCAACAUAUAGAUCACAGAGGCGGUGACCCCCACCUUCUGAAGCUGCCCACGACAGCAGGCAGUUGCCAGUUACCUCAUCAAUUCCUACGUGCAGAUAUGAUGCCUUUUGCCUCUUCACCUCCCAGUACAUUGGCCAAUUUAGAAGAGGAUAGACAAGCAGAAGGACUCAGCGUCAAGAGAAGUGACGUACCUGUGGUACUGCAAGCAGAUGCUGAUUACUUACCAGAUAGAGUGGCUGAACUUCUCGGCACAAAGCUAACACUGGACCUCCAAAAGGCAGAAACGUGUUCUGUUGAAAUGGUAAGGACAUCCACUGAGGACUCUGGCAGCGACUCAAUUCAAUUCAUUGAUGACGAUGGGACAAAUCUAUAAAGUCCGGGGACUGAAAAAAAUGGCUAAAGUUUGCCAGGUCUGUGACAUUUUUUUUUAAAGUUUUGAUUUGAUCUUGAAUCAACAUUUUUUUUUUGAAAAAUUCAGAAGGAUAAAAUCAAGUGGACCUGUUUACUUUUAUGUGACCAGGUUCUUAAACUUCAAAACAAUUUGCAAAUAAGUGACUGACACAAGAAUAUGCAACAUGAUAAAGAUUUCACUGUCAUUGGAAAGGAACAAAGUUUCUGUAAAAUAUAGAACGAGCUACAGGCAUGAACUCCCUUUAGAGAUUUGUUUCUACGCAUGUGUUCUUCUGAAUGAGCCAAAAUGUGUACAGAACAGAGUACAUACUGCUAUGAGAUGUUGGAACUGGCCGAUCGAUUAUAUAUAACAAAAAAGGACUUAUUUUUCUACCUUUGUUACAUGAAAAAAUCUUUAUACAGAUUACUUUUUCCUUUCUUUGCAUAAUGGGAUAAACUUGUUUAUUAAGCAAGUUUUA
This is a messenger RNA of Pristis pectinata (smalltooth sawfish), 3823 nucleotides long. RefSeq names its product potassium voltage-gated channel, subfamily H (eag-related), member 3 (gene kcnh3). The record is from RefSeq and is a predicted model, not a curated record. The transcript has 15 exons. Gene Ontology annotation, biological process: potassium ion transmembrane transport; regulation of membrane potential. Gene Ontology annotation, molecular function: voltage-gated potassium channel activity. NCBI's taxonomy places the organism in Eukaryota, Metazoa, Chordata, Chondrichthyes, Rhinopristiformes, Pristidae. The coding region runs from base 1 to 3327 and encodes 1108 amino acids. Gene Ontology annotation, cellular component: membrane.